UGCAUGGGUGAUGCGUACGUCCUCCAGACUUGCAGCUCCAGCCUGGACAAGUCUGGCACGUCAAUGACCUGCAUGACUGAAUCAGACAUCGCGAGGAAGACACAUCUCAACCACGAAUGUCACGGACGGCAUCAUGCAUGGACAGCCGCCAAGUGCAUGCCACUGUGAAAGCUUAGCACG
This is a messenger RNA of Laetiporus sulphureus 93-53, 180 nucleotides long. RefSeq lists its product as uncharacterized. The record is from RefSeq and is a predicted model, not a curated record. The coding region runs from base 4 to 168 and encodes 54 amino acids. Lineage: Eukaryota; Fungi; Basidiomycota; Agaricomycetes; Polyporales; Laetiporaceae. The transcript has a single exon.